CACUUCUCUUUUUUCUUUAUUUUUUCUCUUUCCCAGGGGAAAAAGAUGUGAUCAUCCUGGGAGAUUUUAACCAGGCUCCCGACAGCAGCGACCACGACAUACUGAGGAAGGAGAAGUUUCAUCACUUGGUCCCUUCAAAUACGUUUACCAAUAUCAGCACAAAGAACCCCCAGGGAUCGAAGUCAUUGGACAACAUGUGGAUCAGCCGGAGUUUGAAGAAGGUUUUCACAGGUCACUGGGCUGUUGUGCGAGAAGGUCUUACGAACCCAUGGAUCCCUGAUAACUGGUCCUGGGGUGGAGUAGCCUCGGACCACUGCCCCGUGCUAGCUGAAUUUUACAUGGAAAAAGACUGGAGCAGGAAGGAGGUGACACGGAAUGGAAACGGGGUGACCGUUGAGCGCGACUCGAACACUAAGCAUGAACGAUGACUUGAACAGGAGGUGUCUCUCCUGUUCCAAGGGUCAGCCCAUGGCUCUGCUUGCUGGAGACUCAGCUGCGGAGCAGAAGAGCUGCUUCCUCCUCUCCCUCCUUCACUUGUCCUCCCCAUGUCCAGAAAGCAUCAGCACUUGCCUUUGAUGGCUCUCGCUCCGUGCCCUCCAUGGAGGGCACCACCCCAGCUCUGGGGUGUCUGACGGCAAUAGAGUGGUCUGUAACUUUUUAUAGGGAUGCAAUGGACCCAACUCCAUUCCUGGAGAUUUGGAUGAGAAUUGUACAGAAAAUAAAGCGUACUUUUAAUGCUGUA
This is a messenger RNA of Coturnix japonica (Japanese quail), 742 nucleotides long. The record is from RefSeq and is a predicted model, not a curated record. Lineage: Eukaryota; Metazoa; Chordata; Aves; Galliformes; Phasianidae.